Schizophyllum commune H4-8 is the source of this 1498-nucleotide messenger RNA. RefSeq lists its product as uncharacterized. The record is from RefSeq and is a predicted model, not a curated record. The transcript is spliced from 7 exons. Bases 259 to 1329 code for a protein of 356 amino acids. Lineage: Eukaryota; Fungi; Basidiomycota; Agaricomycetes; Agaricales; Schizophyllaceae.
GCCCACUCUAUGUGGGGACUACGCUCCUUCCAUUCAGUUGCUUCGCCGGCCAUAGACCAGCCUCACCAGGGACAUCAGCCGCCGCAUGUGCGCUUGUCAGAGGUGAUGGGGGCCAUCGGAUGCAUAUAGCGUGGGGAGAUCCCCGGGCGAUGCGCGACCCCGCCGGGUUCGUGGAUUCGCACGUCGUCAUGGGAUAUAUACGACGGGCCGUGUGGGAGGGACACCAAGCGCCCUGCACUGCACACGCCCGUCGCCACCAUGGUCCUCACGCACUCGAGAGCAGAGCUCAUCGGGACGGUGGUUGAGACGAUGUUAUAUGGCAUUUACUUUGUCCUCUUCGUCCGCUGCCUAGAGGUCAUUCGACAGCGCCAUGUAGAGGGGAAGUUGACGGUCUUCCUGCUCACGACUUCAUUGCUCCUCUUCGCCCUCAUCACGAUUCACAUGUGCAUAUCGACCUGGCGUAAUUUGGACGCCUUCACCGGUCCUCAUUCAGAGGUCAUGCCGAACGCUGCAGAAGUCUUCUUCGCACAACACGUUUUCGACCACAUCGACCGCUUGAAGAAUGCGCUAUACGUCGUAAUCACCUGGAUAUCGGACUUGUUCCUGCUGUACCGUUGCUACAUGGUCUACGAGCGACAAUGGCAGUGGAUCUCGUUCCCAGUCGCAAUAUUCCUAGGCGAUUUCGGCUUUGGGAUUUAUGGCAUCUACAUGCUCUGCACGCAGGGGGACGUACCAGACUUGAUCAAGAGCCAGAUCGUUGACCGCAUCAAGUACUUCUACCUAAUCACCAUGAUCCUGAACAUCGUUUGCACAGUCAUGAUCGCGUCGAAGAUCAUCUUCAUUCAGCGCCGGACGACGCGCGCAGGGAUCGCGGACGCCGUACGCACGCUCAACACCACUGUGGUCAUCAUAAUCGAGUCUGCGGCCUUAUACUCCGUGGCCCUUGUCGUCCUCAUCAUAUUCGCGGCCGAGCAUAGCGGGGGCAUGUACACGCUGUUGCAGCUGAUGCCCAGUAUCAUCGGCAUCGUCUUCUCGCUCAUCAUCGUGCGCGUCGGUGGCGGGAGGGACCAGGCAACGCGCUACACCGUGUCGAAGCCCAGCAGCGGCACGAUCGGCAGUUCCCGCCUCGACAAAUUCUCCGCUCGGCGCGGCGCUCCGACGGUGACAACCACGACUACGACGACGUACGAGGACUCAGCUGGCCUACCGUCCAUCCCCCACGGUCGUGGUGGCGGCAUCAGUAUCGCCCUUCACGAGCGCUCGACAUCCUCCUACAUGGACAGCGACUUGGAGAGAGCGGAUUCGCGAGACAAGGCCGAACUUCCUUGAAUUAUGACGGCUGUAUUAGGCUUCGACUAUUCCUGGUCGUGUGUACUACCGCUAUCUAUAGUGAUGGGCUGAUCGCUGAGCGAUAAUUUAUUCUUGUGGAAGUUAAUUAGACUGUAGCAUGCUAUGUACCAACUAGUCAAUUGUAGCACCAAUUUAUGUCACUCCUUCC